UUGGUGGCUCCGCGUUCGCUAGUGUUUUGCAAGACGCCGUUCGUCCGCUGUGUCUCUCACUAGACGUGCCUGAUCUGUGCUAGCGUGUGCUUCGCCGGCUCUGAGAAAAUGCCUCCCCCUUCACAGCAGCAGGUUGACAUCGUCGGUGGCGCCGGUAAGGCAGUCAUCAAGGUUGUUCAUCGAUGCACGGACGCCACAGAGAACCAGAAUCUUGAUCUCUCCGAGUGCCAGCUGAUGUCGUUCCCGGAUGCCAUCUUUCAUCUAAUGAGGAACACUCGCGUUCUGGCCUGUGACCUCUCCGGCAACGUGCUCCGCAAGAUUCCGCCUAAGCUGCCGCUCAAGUUCACCCACAUCACUGAAUUGAACUUGUCUCACAACCGGCUGAGCAGCCUGCCAGAAGAGCUGAAGGAAAUGCCAGAGCUUCGGCGGCUAGACAUAUCGUACAACGACUACAUGUCCAUGCCAUGGGUCAUAUUCCGCCUUCCGAGGCUUACAUACCUUGAUGCCCGCAAGAACUACAUCUCCGACGUGGAAGCGCCCCGGCUGCGUUCUGUGAGCACCCUGCGCGAGGUUCACUUGGAGGAGAACCCUUUGUCUGAGGAUGCCUGCCGCCGACUGGAGAACAUCUCGCAGAUGGUGAUCCACGUGACGCCUCCUGGCUCCUCCGACUCGGAUGACGAAUCCUCGUGCGACGAGAAUUGAUGCCCUCUCGCCAGCCGUGUGUGGCCCUUCGCGGCGUCAUACUGGGACCUGUUGAUGUGUGCUCCGGAAGUGGUCUCAUGUGCCAACAUUGUGAUAUUGCGGACUCUCGUAACGACACCUUCCGCACACAGCCUUGUCUUAGAUGUGUGGCCACUAAUUUUCACCGUGAAAAAAUUCCAGACACUUCGUGAAGGGCCGUGCUUGGCUAGACAGCUGUGUCAGCGAAGGAAUGGUGGACGCCAUUGAGGAGAAAACGGCGUCACUAAGUGGCUUUCAUUGUCGUGUGUGGUGUGUACACUAGCGUAAUUUGUGCCGUAUUCGCGCCCAUGGGCUCCGUGUAACCGCUUAUCAAUGUGCUGAAAAAAAUUCCAGCUCAAGCCCGAUACCUGAGAGCAAGCAUGCGUGCAUUUCUUCCUCGAUGGACGUAGAAGAAAAAAUGGAGUCACGUUAGUCCGGCGCAGUGUAGCUCUGGAAAUAUGCUCUGGCAAAUGACCUUACUCUCCACGUUUCUCGCGUCCACUUGUCCAAUGCGAACAAAGAGCGCCUUCAAGUCGUAGACCUAAGCAGCAGAGGGCCGCAGCUCGGCGCGGCUAUAUGUUGGGCCGACUAGUCCUAAUAAGCUACAAGGUACGAAACAAUUAGUAAUCGACGCAGGAGAAGUUAAAAAAUAUAACUGUUUGAUUUAGAGAUGAAAGAAACAAACACGUUGCAUCAAGUUAGGUGAUUGGUAUUGUUCUGCACUAAUUCUAUCGUUGUGAUAUCUCUCUUUGACUUUUCAACGCAAGCGACAGGUGCAGUCUACACUCAUUGCACGUUUAUGGCACAUGUCAGCAGGGAUGAAAUAGCUACAUGAAGAAUACAUAUCAAAGACUGCUUCAAAAGAAAAUGGAAUGCAGUAAAUACCGUAAAGCAAAAAAGCGUUUUAGAGGCUGGUUUGGUCAGCCAUGAGCACAUUCUAUAACUAACAACUCGGCCAUCAGUCCACAGAAGGGCAUUGUAUAUAUGUUCGUAGAGGCACUAGAACUUCUCUGUACAUACAGAUACUUAUUUUGCAUACCAUGUCAAUAAAUACUGAGAGCUUUGUUCGGCGCAUAUGGGGUGCAUGCGCUUAUUGGAUAUAUUGUCGACGGUUGCCUUCGUUAGCACGUUUUGUUUAAGAAUGGCACACUGCUAGGCUCCACUACACCCAGCAUACAUAAGCUGUACUGAGAUUUUCUUAACGAGACAGAUUCGCGUAGUUAAUCUAAAAAAGCUCAAUAUUUUGCGGGCUUUUCGGAGAUAAUUUCAUGCAUGGGGUCAUAGUGCUCCUACUGUAAACUCGAUGUUUUUAUGACUGUAGUGUUCAAUACCUCAAUCUGAUAGUAAUUGCGAUGAACUUUUACAAAAGGAGGUGUACAUCGCGACAGCGCUUCUAAAUACUACGAAAAGUUUAGAAUAUGAGAAAGAAAGCCGUACGCGUCUUAUAAGUGUACGGUGGGAAUUCUACGUGGUUGGAAUGACUCACGAUGCCUUUUUAUUUAAAAAACAACGAAUCGAUAACCACAGCAGUAUCUAAAAGGCAAAAUGAUAGCAUUCGCCAUGUCAAAUCACGACAAAAGCGCACCUUAGCUACAUUAUUGUACAUAGGAGCACAAGGCUCGCCGGACGUCAUUCCAUGUCACAGUAAACAGCCGAGUGUCUGUGACGAGCAGCUCGUCUUUGGAAGGCAUUGUACUGUGCUGCACUGCGAGUGACGUAAGUCAUGGCCAACUAUGUUGUGAUCAUUGUGUUGUACUGUGCGCGCGCUCAGCGGACAGAUAUGUGUUUGUCGCGUAGUGCAGUCAUAUGUGUGCUGCCGCAAGCCGUUGAGAGUAAGUUAAUGGUUGUAAAAAAAAAAAACAAGGUGCAGAGCUGAAAUACUUUGGACUAGAUUGCUGCAUGAAGGCUGUGGUGAACAUGGCAGCACCACCACAGCUGUUGGUGGCAAUGCUAAAGGCACCCUCAUGUCAUGUGACCUAGCGAGGAGCUUACUCGGAGUGAGUUAUUUAGUCAACUAUGCUAUGCAAUGUAAAAAGGUUAAAGCAUGGCACACAUCCUUGGCGUCGCAGUGUGCACCAUUAUAAGACAGAGAGCUGCUCUACUUGCCGUGUUCAGCCCACUUGGUUCUUUACGGUUUUCUCGCGAGGAAAUACUCAGAGACAGCAGGUUGCAGGAGGCACAAGUCAUGUAUUUCGUGUUGAGUAGUUACCAUUGGCGUGUGAAUUUUAUAGUUGCGUUAUCUUCUUUCUGUGUUCGCUGUACAAUCAGUCCUGACUGCGUUCAGCUUUGUAUGAUAGUAAUGAGGAUGAUGGUGAUCGCAGCGACCCAUUUGACAGAAAUGCCUGGAGUGAUAUGAGACUGCGAGUGCAAUAAAUGGGUAAUUCAUGUUUUUACAGAA
Molecule: messenger RNA, 3118 nt
Organism: Rhipicephalus sanguineus (brown dog tick)
Lineage: Eukaryota; Metazoa; Arthropoda; Arachnida; Ixodida; Ixodidae
Product: leucine-rich repeat-containing protein 20
Exons: 4
Coding region: 109-702 (197 amino acids)
Cellular component (GO): extracellular matrix
Molecular function (GO): protein binding
Source: RefSeq, a predicted model, not a curated record